GAGGACAGAGGGAGAGGGAACUGGGCUGGGUGAAAAAAAUACACGGGCUGUGGGACUCAGGGCGACUAUAAAACAGCUUUCUUGCCCAUUGUGUUGAUGUAGUCAAGAAAUAUAUACCGUAAAGUACAGAGACGGAGAGGAGUGAAGUGGGACCGGUUUGUGUGGCUGCUGAGAAACGUUUGUCUUGCGGUUUGCGAGCAAACUUUGUGAGGAGAUUUAUUUGUGGCGGGGUCUGCCGAUGACAAUCCUCUGAAACUGUAACUGUCGUGUUUUGAGGCGCAACAGUGGACAUAAACGAGCCUUUUAUUUUUAUGCUCGAAAAAGAAACGUCAGUUCAGAAAUUAGUCUUGCGAGUCGUAUAUCUGCUCUCUAGUCACAGUUUCAACACAAGCGGGACAAUUUAAGAAGAGGUAUUUUGCUGACUCUGUUCUCCGUACAGUUGACGCGGCUGAAAUGGGAGCGCGUGACGGGCGCUCGGUGUCUGCGGUUCACCGGAGCUCUUUGCUCCUGUGGACGCUGCUGCUCAUACUGUGGCUGACCUGCGUUCAGGGGACGUGGGGACCCGGAGUUUACAAAUACCAGACCGGGACAGCACUUCACAAAGAUCAGUCUAAGAGGAACUGGUGUCCGCAGACAGUGACUAAAACAGUGGCCUGUCAGGUGCAGAAUGGCACCAUUCUCCAGAGAGUCUAUCAGACCUGCAGGUGGCCUCAGGGUUGCAAUGGAGGAAGCUAUCGCACUGUGGUCCGGCCAUCCUAUAAAGUAGUGUACCGCAUCAUCACCUCUCUGGAGUGGAAAUGUUGUCCUGGAUACAGUGGAUCUCAGUGUGAGGAAGGAUCAUCAAUUAACCUGGUUGCCCAGGAGGGUGUAAGAAAACAGGCUACACUUUUGAAAGCUGCUUCUAAAACAGGAGAACAUAUCUCAAACUGUCUGAAUUGCAGUCGUAUCACAGCCCUCACAGAUCGUGUUAGCUCUCUGGAGGCCAAGGUUCAGCUUCUUACCACCCCUGCCUCCACCUCUCAUCGACAGACGGAGUUAAAAAAUGAACCUGACUCCUCCUUCAUGAUGGGGGCACCACCUGCCAAAGGUUCUCCUGGGGCCCAGGGUCCCGCAGGUCCACAGGGCGAGAGAGGCCGGGAUGGCUUACCUGGUAAAGAGGGUAAAGCAGGGUCUCGAGGUCUGCCAGGACCCAAAGGUGAUGCGGGCAGCAGAGGUCCAACUGGGGCUCCAGGGUCUAAAGGAACAGCUGGUCUUCCAGGUCCGCAGGGACCACCGGGCCUCCCAGGAGAGAGGGGCCUCCCUGGGCCACCCGGCCCUCCUGGGCCCCCCGGACCACCAGCCCCUGUACCUGAACAAGAUGGCCUGAAGAAAGACAGUCUGCUUCAUAAUAACUUCCCCGACCUCCGAGUGACCCCUUCACAUGGACCACCAGGUCCACCUGGACCCACCGGUCCUCCAGGACCAAUGGGACCCAGUGGACCACCAGGCCCUAUGGGACAAACUGGAAAGCCAGGACCUCCUGGUUUGCAAGGCCCUGUGGGACCAAAGGGCGAACGAGGCGAAAGAGGACCUCUUGGAUAUCAAGGAGAGAGAGGGUUCAAAGGAGAUCCGGGAGUGCCGGGAACUAAAGGAGAGCCAGGGGAGAAAGGUCUUCCGAGCGAUUUAAACGGGGAUGGAAUACACCAAAUCCGCGAGGCCCUGAAGAUCUUAGCCGAGAGGGUUUUAAUCCUCGAGACUAUGAUCGGUAUCCAUGAACCAGAUCUAGGAUCAGGGGAUGGCUUCUUUGGCACACCAUCUCCAGAUGCCUACCGCAUUAAGAGGGCAAGAAUGUCAUCUUUCCGAGUCAAUUCUCCCUUAAUCACUGCUGAGACCAAGGUUCGAGGGAAGUAGUCUGCAUAUUCCAAAGAGCGAAGCCAUCGUUUCCAUCUCAAUUUCAUCGUCCAUAAAUCAGCUUAACUGGCAACAACUACACAAGUCUCCUGAGACACACACAUUCUACAGAUCCAACCGUUUUGGAAUAUUCUGGUUAAUCAAGAAGGGGGAGACACCUCAGGGAAGACCAAAUGGUGCUGUAUAAAUGAACCACCUCUAAUGGGACUCACAGGUUCCUAGCACCUCUCCUCUGGCAAAUUAUUGUGGUUUGCCAUCAUGUUGUGUCACAAUUGUGGCAUAACCCAAUGAAUAGAAUUAGUCUCAGAAGAAAUAUGGCAUCCUAUUGUAAGAUGCUCAUUUUACAUGAAAAGGAAACAUGUUUUAAAAUAUGAUAUACAGAAACAGUAUUGGUGCUUUUGGGUAAGAAGGAUACAACAUGUGAUGAAGAUGAAGAAUGUUUUUAGUAGAGCAUCAAACCGUAUUAUUAGUCUUUCCAGCUGCUGCUCAUAGUAAAUUCAGCAAAUGUACUGUAUGACAAAAAUGCACAGAAUGAUUCUGCUAUUCAGCCAAACGCCACACUUUCCCCACUGAAAAAAAAUUUGAUUUCAUAUUCCGUUCCUUGGAUUAAAUGCACUAUGUAGAUAGAGAAUUACCUUGUUUUUUUAAGAGAAAGGAAAACUGAAGGACAUAAACAUGUUUAGACAAUUCAAUUAUAAUAGAAAAUUCAUUGUAACUAGAUUGGAAUUAGUGAAAACAAACUGUUUUUAAUGUUUUUAAAAUCUUGAGAAUGAUUUUAAGUGGUUCUGACUUCAAUUUUAGGAUUCUCCUCUAUACAACAAUUAAGUAACCUUAAAAAAAAAGUGCAAUUGUGUGAGAAGAUUGAACCAUAACACAGACAAAAUCCGACUGGAGCACAAGGGGGAAGUGGGAAAACUACUUGUAUAACUUGAAUUCUGUUUUGUAUUUCAUGCAUGUCUUUCCAUCACAGUUACAUGCACAUGCAUAGGACUGGUAUCCUUCCUCAAUACUUUUCCAUGUCUUUGUAUUCCCAUAUAAAUAUUGUUGUAUUAAUUAUUUAAAGACUAGCAAUUGAUGUUUUCUUUAUUCUGUAUACUAAUCCAUGUAACGUCACCUGUAUUUUCCAUUUCUAGCCUCUAUGUGUGGAUUAGUUUUACCAAUUGGUGUUAAAACAAAAUAAACUUUGUUGGGUGUUUCUA
Molecule: messenger RNA, 3089 nt
Organism: Cyprinus carpio (common carp)
Lineage: Eukaryota; Metazoa; Chordata; Actinopteri; Cypriniformes; Cyprinidae
Product: EMI domain-containing protein 1-like
Exons: 17
Coding region: 454-1890 (478 amino acids)
Molecular function (GO): protein binding
Source: RefSeq, a predicted model, not a curated record